GCAACGAACAGACUUGUCUUGUGUUUUUGUUCACAUUUAUGCGAAGAAAGGUGGUGAAAAUUAUUGUCUUUCGUGAUUGUUAUCAAAAAAUAUAUCGAUUCUGUCCAAAACUGUGCAUAAACUCUCGCUUAAUGUAGCGUUUAUGUGAGGUUGCAAGCUAAAAGUUAAACGUUUGUUUGUCCCUUUGCGCUGCCACUCGCCGCCAUGGAGGAAGACACCGAGUACAAGAAGCUCCCUGUCGACGAACGGUGCGUGCAUAAACUGUGGAAGGCUCGCGUAGACGGUUACGAGGAGGCAGCGAAAUUAUUUCGCACAAUCGAUGACGAAAAAUCUCCGGAAUGGAACAAAUAUCUGGGUCUCAUAAAAAAGUUUGUCAUCGACAGUAAUGCAGUGGCGCAAGAGAAGGGGCUGGAGGCGGCCCUUGUGUUUAUUGAGAACAGUGGUAACGCUGGUAAAACGGUCGGAGAAGUUAUGGGAGGAAUCAUCACAAAAUGCAUUGGUGCGCCCAAGGCCAAAACCAAGGAUUUAGCUGUGCAGAUCACAUUGAUGUACAUCGAGAUCGAGAAGCAAGAGAUUGUACUGGAAGAAUUGCUGAAGGGGACGGAACAGAAGAAUCCUAAAAUCGUUGCAUCUUGUGUUGUUACGAUUACGCAGGCUCUAAGAGAGUUCGGUAGUAAGGUCAUUAGCAUAAAACCCAUUGUUAAGAAACUUCCAGCUAUUUUGAGUGAUCGUGAUAAAUCGGUACGGGAUGAGUCUAAAUCGCUGACUAUUGAAAUCUACCGUUGGAUUGGAGCAGCGUUCAAAUCACAAAUUGCCUCUCUUCCGGCUGUGUUAUUGACUGAGUUGGAGGCCGAAUUUGAGAAAGUGAGUAAUAGUAAGGCAGUUCCAACGAGAUUUUUACGUUCGCAGCAGGAGAAACAAAUGCUGGCAACAGUUGCAAGUAGUGGUGAUGUGGAAGACGGAGCAAUUGAUGAAGAGGCCGAUGAGGCGGAAGAGGUCGAUCCAUUGGAUCUGAUAGAUCCGGUUGACAUUUUAUCUAAGCUUCCAAAAGACUUCUACGAUAAAUUGGAAGCCAAAAAGUGGCAAGAAAGGAAGGAGUCACUGGAAGCGUUAGAAACAUUGCUGCAGAAUCCGAAACUACAACCUGGUGAUUACGGUGAUGUGGUCCGAGCUCUUAAGAAAGUUAUCACUAAGGACACAAAUGUAGUUUUAGUAGCGCUCGGUGGAAAAUGUUUGGCAAUGCUUGCCAAAGGUUUGGCUAAAAAAUUCAAUCCAUAUGCUGGGGCAUGUAUUCCAGCUAUUUUGGAGAAAUUCAAAGAAAAGAAAACUAACGUCGUUACAGCUCUAAGAGAUGCUAUCGAUGCAAUUUACCCUUCCACGACAAUGGAUGCAAUUCAGGAGGAUAUUUUGGAAGCAUUGGCAAAUAAAAAUCCAAACGUAAAAAUGGAAACAGCUUCAUUUUUGGCUCGAGCGUUCACAAAGACAUUACCAACAAUGCUCAACAAAAAACUUCUCAAAGUCGUCGUUACUGCUCUCCUCAAAACGUUGAAUGAAUCCGAUCCGGCAGUUCGCGAUGCGUCAGCGGAAGCACUUGGUACUGCCAUGAAGUUAGUUGGCGAAAAAGCCAUUGGUCCAUUCCUUACCGAAGUGGAUGCUUUGAAACUUGCCAAAAUAAAAGAGUGCUGUGAGAAAGCAGUUAUUACUAUUAAAAUUCCGGGUCCAAAAAAAGAACGACCUGCAACAGCUCCUGCAAAAAGUUGUGCCGCACCAACAGCGAUUACCGGAGCCGUUAAAAAAGGUGGAUCGUCAGAACCAAAACCAGUGGCCAGACCUGCAACGGCUGGUAUCAAAAAACCAGGGAUAAAAAAAUUACCAAGUGCUGGUGGAGGAACAGGCAUUUCCAAAUCGGCAAGUGCGGCAAAGGUUCUUCCGACAGAGCGUGAUAUGUCACAAGAAGAAAUAGACGAAAAAGUUACGGAUAUCUUACCUCCGGAUGUUGUUCAAGGACUGAGUGAUUCCAACUGGAAAACGCGAUUAGCGGCGAUCGAAUCCUUAUCGGGUGUGCUAUCUGAUCUAGAUCCUAAAUGUGGUCACUCGCAGGUGAUCCUGCGGUUUCUCGCUAAAAAACCGGGUCUGAAAGAUACCAAUUUCCAAGUGUUGAAAAUAAAGUUAGAAAGUGUGCGGGAGACGAUUGAACGACUUGGUAUUACGGUUACAACUGCUGAUUACAUAAUAAAUGAUAUUACUGAGAAACUAGGCGAUGUGAAAAAUAACGGACCUUCUGGACAGGCGUUAACCGCUAUUGCAGAGUCAAUCAAGUUGGAAUAUGUUAUUUCCAAAGUUAUGGAAUUUGCUUUUGAGCAAAAAUCUCCAAAAGUCCAACAGGAAGCUCUCACAUGGGUUAACAAUGCGAUCAGAGAGUUUGGCUUUCAGGUAAAUCCCAAAUUAUUGCUUGAUGAUUCUAAAAAGGCUGUUCAGAGUAUUAAUCCAGCAGUCCGAGCAGCCGGAAUUGCCUUGCUUGGAACCAUGUACCUAUUCAUGGGGAAUACAUUGGUUAUGUUUUUUGAAAACGAAAAGCCAGCUUUAAAGCAACAAAUUCAGGCUGAGUUUGAUAAAUGUGCGGGACAGAAACCUCCCGCUCCCACGAGGGGAUUGUCUAAGUGUCCUAGUAAAGCAUCAAUGGAUGAUAAUCAGGAUGAAAACGGCGAAACUGAGGAUCAUCCAGUGGUCAACAUAACCGAUUUGCUUCCUCGAGUGGAUAUUUCCUCACAGAUAACUGAAUCUCUUCUCGCAGAAAUAUCAGACAAAAACUGGAAGACCAGAAAUGAGGGGUUGGAAAAAUUGAGAGCCAUUAUCAGUGAGGCUAAAUUGAUCAAAUCAAAUCUGGGAGAUUUGCCGCAAGUGUUGGCACAGAGAUUAGUCGAUAGCAAUGCAAAGAUUGCUCAGACUUCGGUGGAAAUUUGCGAUCAGAUUGCCGUUGCAAUGGGGCCUCCUUGUAAGCAGUAUGUGCGCGUAUUCUUCCCAGGGUUUUUGAAAGGAUUGGGCGAUGGAAAAGCAUUCAUUAGGAGUGCAUCAAUUUCGUGCAUCAACACGUGGGGCGAUCAAGCAGGGUAUAAGGAGUUUUUUGAAAGUGAAAUGAUUGCAGAUGCACUGAAAAUAGGCAGUCCGGCUUUGAAGACAGAGGUGUGGGGCUGGUUGGCGGAAAAAUUACCACCGCUUCCGUCCAAGAGCAUCCAAAAGGAUGAACUGAUUGCCAUCCUGCCACACCUGUAUGCCAACAUCUGUGAUAGAAAUGCAGACGUUCGAAAGAACGCUAACGAAGCCGUCUUGGGUAUCAUGAUUCAUUUGGGUUACGACGCGAUGAUGAAGGCACUGGAUAAACAGAAGCCAACGUCGAAAAAGGAUAUUCAAGCUGCCCUGGACAAGGCACGGCCAAAUUUACCAGUGAAACCAUUACCGAAAAACAAGCAGCAAGCGCCAAUUAUCGAAGAGCCUAAGGCUGUGCGACCUGGCACAGCAAAGCUGCUACCAAAAACAUUGGGAUUGGGUGCGAAAGCGAACGCUACGACCAUUUCCCGCAAGAAGGAUGAAGAGGUUGAUACAUCUCCAUUACUGGCCAUUAACAAUAUGAAAAGUCAGCGUUUGUUGGACGAACAGAAAUUGAAAGUUCUCAAAUGGACGUUCACCACUCCAAGAGAAGAGUUUACAGAUCUUCUGAAAGAACAAAUGAUAUCAGCUAAUGUUAACAAAGGACUGAUUGCGAAUAUGUUUCACGAAGAUUUCCGGUAUCACUUGAAGGUGAUUGAGGCCUUGGUAGAGGAUUUGCCCAAAAACGACAAAGGACUGAUUUGCAACUUGGAUCUGAUAAUGAAGUGGCUCUCUCUUAGAUUUUACGACACUAAUCCUUCUGUAUUGCUCAAGGGAUUGGAUUACUUGAAUCUGGUAUUCCAGAUGCUUAUCGAGAAACAGUAUGUACUGGCAGAAAAUGAAGGAAGCUCGUUUGUUCCCCAUCUGCUUACGAAGAUAGGCGAUCCCAAAGACGUUGUGCGCAAUGGUGUUCGUACACUCCUACGGCAGAUUUGUUUAGUUUAUCCGUUUGCGAAGGUGUUUGUUUUUGUUAUGGAUGCACUAAAGUCUAAAAAUGCUCGACAGCGUGCGGAGUGUUUGGACGAGCUGGGCUACCUUAUUGAAACAUAUGGUUUAACAGUUUGUCAACCAACGCAACAGGCCGCUUUAAAGGAAAUCGCUAAGCAUAUUUCGGACAGAGAUAAUUCGGUGCGCAAUGCUGCACUUAAUGCAGUUGUGCAGGCUUAUUUCCUUGCAGGAGAGAAGGUGUACAAACUGAUUGGACAGCUAUCGGAGAAGGAUCUGUCGAUGCUGGAUGAGCGAAUUAAGCGGUCGAAGAAAACUUUUGUCAAGAAACCGAGCAGUUCUAUCGAUAUAGUGAAGGUGCCAUCUGCAACUGAAAUGAAUAUCGAAAGCGAACCUGUGGAGGAGGAAGAAGAGGUGAUUCCAUUAGAACAGCCUGCGGAAGCGACACAAGCACGUAAACGUAGAUCAAUUGUGUUUAACAAUAGCAUCAAAAUCAAUCAAAUCGCUACUGAUGCAUCUAACGGAGAGCUAGCGGUAAAUAAUGACGAAUCUGAAAACGCACAUAAAAAACUUCGGGAGGAGCAGGUUGCUCCGGAAUUGCCAAAACCACCGGAAGUGUGUCCACCCAAAGUCAGCGGUCCGUUUAAGCUGGACGAAAAUGUGAUUGCCGAGAUUGAAUGCAACUGGGUUAAGGCCGAACAACAUCGCAAACUGGAUCUGCCGAUGAUUGAUGUCACGUUCAUAUACGACUCGAUCAAGGUAAUUCCAGUUCGAGGUGUGGCAUAUCCAGAGGACAAGUUCCAACAACUGCUGGCACGAACAUUGCAUCGGCCAAUUAGUGCCCAUUCACGCGAAUAUGCGAUGAGUCCACCAUCGCAUCUGCGUUCGCCGGCCUACGGCGGAGCGGUUAAGCCAAAACCAACUGCAAAUUUAGCCGAUGCAUUGCCCAAGCUGGACCCGAAUUUGCUGCGCAUCAUUCGAGGUAUUGGUAGUGCCGACGUUUACACUGCACAUGCCGCCAUUAACGAGCUAUCGGAUAUACUGGAAUCACAAGAAAAACAAGCUGUUCUAAGGGAUUACGAGGAGAUCUACAUACAAAGUAUAUUGCAGCAGUUCAAGUACUUGCAACAAAAACCCUUAGCCGAUUCGUUGGCUAUGUAUCAACCAUUGUUGCACAGUAUAUACUCUUUCUUUGCUUCUAAAACGCUCGGUAAAAAUCUUUCGGUCAACACCAUUAAAAGUAUUAUAGCAGUAUUGUUGGGACUGAUGGCGGACAACAAACUAGGUGGUAGUACGGAUGAUGCACAGUUUACCAAAGUCGUGAACGGCAUUUGUUUGAAAAUUCUCGACCGAUCAAAUUUCACCAAUUUGAACUGUGCUCUAAUUCGCCUGCUGAAAGAGUCUUGCCAAACGAGCUGCUUGCCUAAGUUCACCGAUCUGUUGAUGAAAUGUAUCUGGAGAAAUGUUAAAGUUAUCCCCGAUAGACUUCCGGAUCUUGAGUACGAUGCUGUGUUGAUGGAAGUUCAUGAGUUCAUGCUCGCUUUGCCGAGCGUAUGGUGGCAGCAACGUCCGUCGGAUACUCCCCUGCGGACUAUUAAAACAAUCAUUCACAAUAUGACUAAAAUAAAAGGCAACUCUAUUCUGCAGCACCUGAACAAGAUUCCCAACCAUUCGGAACUCAACACCUACAUUCUUCGAAUAUUGAAAAAUCUUAGCAAAGAGUCCUCUUCAAAUGCGGCAAAUCAGCACGCGUCGGCAAUUGCGAAUUCGAACAGUGAAAACAACAAUACUCAGCACCGAUCUGGUAACCGACCGGUGCACGAAACGCACGAGGAAGUAUCUAACAUCUUUAAGCUUAUCUCCAACACUGAUACCAGCCAAGAGGGCUUGUCGAAACUAUACGACUUCAAGUCAAAAAACCCCGACGUGGAUAUACUUCCAUUCUUGAAAGGAGCGAGUGUCAGUUUCCAAAAGUACAUUAUCGAUGGACUAGCAGAACUGGACACGAAUAAGCAGGGAGCUGCUGAUACUGAUAAGAAAGUAUUGAUUGGAAAUCGUGUGCCACAGUCAACCGCGAAUUCAGAUUACUGGAUGGAACGAUUAAACUCACUCAUGACAAAAACUAAUCACACAUCAAAUCAACAAAACAGUACGGGCAAUAGCCAGUAUUCGGACAACAAAAUCACCGACGAAAAUCUUAAUCUAAAUCAACUGCAACCCAAGGUCAAUUUGCUGCGAAAGGAAGUAGGUGGAGGUUUGGGUUCUGGUUUAGGUCCCACUGCUGGCGGUGGUGGUGGUAGUGGAGGUAAUACAAGCAUUGUGAGCAAUAUUCCACUGCAUCGAAGAGAACUGUUAGCACAGAAGUUGGAGCAACUAAAGCAGCAAAAGUAAGGCGGAAACACGAACAGAGUUCAAUCCGGUUCUUCGUUUCUUAGAACAAUAACUGGGAAAGUAGCGAUAAGGCACACAAAGUACUACAGGAUACAGGCGAAUAUAUGAUUAUAGUUUCACAAGUGUGAACUUGUUUAGCCAAUUACUCAUUGGACAUUGUUAACUGGUUAGAAUCACAACACCCUUUUCUGUUUUACACUUUUCUGUUUUACACUUUGUAUAAGUAUUAGAAUACGAACAAUAGGCUAUUUUCGACAAAGAAACUCUUGUUAGUAAGGCUAUUCCAAAUUUGUUCUUUUAGCAUAGAAAGCCUUUGGUAUGCGUCAAAAGUAUCCUUUUACUAAACGAGGACUAUUAAAAAUUGGCUGUUAAUGCUUCGAAUAAUGGCC
Topomyia yanbarensis is the source of this 6872-nucleotide messenger RNA. It is a transcript of the gene msps, whose product is annotated as protein mini spindles. Gene Ontology annotation, molecular function: microtubule plus end polymerase activity; microtubule plus-end binding. Gene Ontology annotation, cellular component: microtubule plus-end; centrosome; spindle pole. The record is from RefSeq and is a predicted model, not a curated record. Gene Ontology annotation, biological process: mitotic spindle organization; centrosome duplication; microtubule polymerization. Lineage: Eukaryota; Metazoa; Arthropoda; Insecta; Diptera; Culicidae. The coding region runs from base 205 to 6483 and encodes 2092 amino acids. The transcript is spliced from 16 exons.